UCUGACUCUCUCUCUCUCUCUCCCUCUCCCUGCUCUCUCUCCCCCUUUCUUAAAUUGACAUUGGUCUGGCUCGGAACAUGAUAACAGAAAAGCCUUCCUCCGCUCCGCGCUGUCGGGCUGCCCUCAACCCCGAUCACUUGAAACUCAAAUAAGCAGGCGUGAAGAAGAAAGCAGGGGAUCGCACAGUGUCCUAUCAGCGGGGAAUACCACGAGACCCUUAUACCAUCACACGCACACACACAUACACACACACACACCCUUUCAUAUGCUCUUUGCGCAUCGCAGAUCUUUAGAAAGUGCUCGUGUUCAACUGCAGUGAAAGUUAACAUGUAUAUGCACGCUUUGAUACGCGCGAGCCUUGGAUUUGUAGGUUUCUGCUUGGUCGCCUUUGUCCAACAGUCUGCUUCAGGAAGUAAGACCACUCAAGACGUGGACGAGUGUGCAGAGGCGCUUGACAACUGCAGCAUCGAUGCCAUCUGCCAGAACACCCUGAGGUCAUACAAAUGUAUCUGCAAGUCGGGAUAUAAAGGAGACGGCAAACAUUGUGAAGAUGUCGACGAGUGUGCGACUGAAUACAACGGCGGCUGUGUCCACGAGUGCAUCAACAUUCCCGGAAAUUACAGGUGCACAUGCUAUGAUGGCUUCCGCUUGGCACAUGAUGGGCACAAUUGUCUAGAUGUGGAUGAGUGCUCAGAAGGCAACGGCGGAUGCCAGCAGAUUUGUGUCAACAUGAUGGGCAGCUACGAGUGCCGCUGCAGAGAAGGAUUCCUCCUGAGUGACAACCAGCAUACUUGCAUCCAAAGGCCUAAAGUGCAACUCGACAGCGCAAAGGAGGGACCCACCUGCAUGGACAAGAAUCACGGCUGUGCUCACAUCUGCAGAGAAACACAGAAGGGUGGCAUCUCCUGCGAGUGUCGACCUGGAUUCCAGCUCACCCGUAACAUGAAGGACUGCAAAUUGACGUGUAACUACGGUAACGGGGGUUGCCAGCAUAUCUGCGAGGAGACAGACCAUGGCCCCAAGUGUUCGUGCCACAUGAAGUUCGUCCUGCACAGCGAUGGAAAGACUUGUGUAGGGGAGAGGAGUGUCCAGUCCCAGGCAGCCCCACAGCUGUUCCCCAAUGAGACCUGUGCAGUGAACAAUGGCGGCUGUGAUAGCACUUGUCAUGAUUCAGUGACAGGAGUCCGCUGCAGCUGUCCCGUUGGCUUCACUCUGCAGCCAGACCGAAAGACCUGCAAAGACAUCGAUGAGUGCAGGCUUAACAACGGUGGAUGUGACCACGUGUGCCGAAACACAGUGGGCAGCUUCGAGUGCAGCUGCAAGAAAGGCUACAAGCUGCUGACCAAUGAGAGAACUUGUCAAGACAUUGAUGAGUGCUCUUUUGAUCGCGCCUGUGACCACUUUUGUGUCAACUCUGCCGGCAGUUUCCAGUGUCUCUGUCAUAAAGGCUACGUCCUCUACGGCCUGGCACACUGUGGAGAUAUUGAUGAAUGCAGUAUAAACCGUGGAGGCUGUAAAUAUGGCUGCGUAAACAGUCAGGGGAGCUACGAUUGUACCUGUCCACCAGGUCACAAGCUGCACUGGAACAGAAAGGACUGUAUUGAGCUGGUGAAAUGUCCUCCAGGACUUUUAGCCCCGAAGGCGACUCUGACCUGCAGCAAAACGGGGAAAAAAGAGAGCUGCUCGCUGACCUGUGCCUCCAAGGCUCACUAUCUGGCAGAGUCUGAUAACAGCUACUCUGUCAGCUGUGGUAUCCCAAUCCUCAGAGGGAAGUCCCCCGCCAGGUUCAACUCCAGCAGCAGUCAGAGCUGCAUAGAGACUUUGGCCCCUCCAGUGAAGCAGACGGCUUCUUUCAAGAUUAAAAACGCCAAAUGUCACCUGCACCCGAAGCUGACCGGCAGGACGGAGGACAGAGGAAGGACACUCGGGCCAGGAGGUGGGCAGCCGUGCAGUAACUGCCUGGUGACGUUUGUGAACCUCAAAUGUGACUCCUCCAAGAAAGCUAAAGGACGGCGAGCACGAAAUCCCUCCAACAAAGAGGUGACACGUAUCACUUUGGAGCUGGAGGCGGAGGUCAAACCUGGAGACACUACAGGCAGUUGUAAUCUCAGCUGCCUGAGACAGCGCAUGGAGAAGCAGGUGAAGACGUACAUCAAGGCUCUGAAGAAGUCCAUCAACCAGGAGCGCUUCCUGAUCCGAGUCGCUGGGUUGGAAUACGAGGUGGCUCAAAAACUUCCCCAAGCUGCUCCCAACCUUGAGAACUGUGGGCCGGGCUGGGAGAGGGAAAGCGGCCGAUGUGUUAGAUGCUUGUCGGGGUCGUACUACCAUGGCGAGCAGGAGCGAUGCGUUCAGUGUCCGCCAGGAACUUUCCAGGAGAAGGAGGGGCAGCUGGCCUGCGACCUCUGUCCCGGCACUGACGGCCACGGGCCUGUUGGAGCACGGAACAUCUCCUUCUGUGCAGGUCAGUGUCCCACAGGGUAUUUCUCCAGUGAUGGCUUCAAACCUUGCCAGCCGUGCCCUCAGGGUGCCUACCAGCCAGAUUCUGGAAGGACCCUGUGCUUCCCCUGUGGGGGGGGACUGGGCACCAAGAGGGAAGGUGCCAGCUCCUUCCAUGACUGUGAAGUCAAAGUUCAGUGUUCUCCAGGUCAUUACUACAACACCACAGUGCACCGGUGUAUCCGCUGCCCUGUGGGGACCUAUCAGACAGAGUUCAGACAGAAUUACUGCAUCACCUGCCCGGGGAACACCACCACUGACUUUGACGGUGCCACAAGUGUCUCGCAGUGCAAGAACAGGCAAUGUGGUGGUGAGAUGGGCGAAUUCAUGGGCUACAUUGAGUCACCUAACUAUCCCGGUAAUUAUCCUGCUAAUGUGGAAUGCAUUUGGAACAUCAACCCGCCCAGCAAGCGCAAAAUCCUCAUUGUGGUGCCAGAGAUUUUCCUACCCUCUGAGGAUGAGUGUGGAGACGUGCUGGUUAUGAGGAAGAACUGGUCGGCUACAUCCAUCACCACCUACGAGACGUGUCAGACAUACGAGCGGCCCAUCGCCUUCACAGCUCGCUCCAGGCGGCUCUGGAUUAACUUCAAGUCCAAUGAAGCCAACAGUGCCCGGGGCUUUCAGAUCCCCUAUGUCACUUAUGAUGAGGACUAUGAGCAGCUGGUGGAGGACAUUGUCCGAGAUGGAAGACUCUAUGCCUCUGAAAACCAUCAAGAAAUCCUAAAGGAUAAAAAACUGAUUAAGACUCUUUUUGACGUGCUGGCUCACCCAAACAACUACUUUAAGUACACCACUCGGGAGUCCAACGAGAUGCUUCCUCGCUCCUUCAUCCGUCUCAUAAGCAGCAAAGUCUCCGCCUUCCUGCGACCUUACAAGUAACGCUCACACAGCUGCUGUUGAAGCACCAGAUUUUGUGUGUGUGUGUGCGUGUGUGUUUGUGUGUGUGUGUGCGUGUGUGUGUGUCCCCUCCCUUCCCUGACAUUCCUCUCAGCCACCCCCAUAUACCCUCCAGAUUUCAUCCCGAAACUCUCACAGGACUUCAAAAAAUGUCACAUUUACCUUCUUUUAUAUUUCCAUAGGCUUUGACAAUAAACACUAUGCAGGCCUGAGAAAUACUGAAAAUCAUAUGUGCUUUUAGGUUAUCAGUUUUUAUUCAGCGCGGGUCUGCAGCUCAAACACUUGGCAGGGAUGUAGAGUUUUUGAGUGGGCUUGCCUUGUGCAAUGAAACCACAACAAAAAAUAAACAAAAGAAACGCCCAUUCCAGGCGGUAGGAGUGGUGUUUUGUGCGUGCAGCCUGAUACAGCUUGUUAUUGUAUUCGUCUAAAUGAGCAGUCUGAGUUCCAGCCUGACUCCUACCAUUUUGAAUGACUGUGUGUGUUGUGUAAGUGUUGUGUAACCCUGGUUCCAUCCUCUACAUUUGUGUGCUGUCCUCGAGGAGGAGCAGUUGUUAGAUUAAUGUCGCAGCUGCUAUCCACAUCAGUCAAAGCCUUACUAUAUUUGAGCUCUUAGAGCCGUUUCCAGGGGUUUUACUGUUAAAACAGUUACUCUUUGUCUUGCUCCGUCUGUCUAGACUGUACCAGCGUUUUCCGACAUACAGAUAAUAGCUGUUGCUUGCUGUUCCCCCCCCCCCACAAUUUAACAUGAAGCAAAUACAAAAAAAGGUGGCUUAACAUUCCAGGAACAUAGUGGACAUUUGGGAGAUGAAUGGAAACCAAUAAUUGUGGAGCCACAGAAAUGAGAUAAUGUGAUGUCUAGUGGAACAUGUCUCUAAGAGAGAGAGAGAGAGAGAGAGAGAGAGAGAGAGAGAGAGAAAUGUCUUUGAGGGACAUUAUGUUUGCUGCUUCUUUUAAAAGGUCACUUUAAUGUUUCAAUCUCAUUGUCUUUCUGAUGUACUCUACACACUAAUAGUCUUUAGGUUCAGAGCAUCUUUAGUUCUUAAACACAGUACAUUGUUAAUCUCAUAUUGCCUGUCACUGGACAUCCAGUUUUAUCUUCUUUUUUUCAAUCUUGUAAAUAAUGAAAAUAAAUUAGACGAGGGUUGAAUUUUUGAUCCUAAUUUUGUUAAGCAGGACCCCCUCCAAACAGAAAAUCCCUUUAUGCCCCUUAUGUCUCACCCGUCUCAAUCCCAAGACCCGACACCAGACCCGUUCUGUCCCAAUAAAGACAGCUCUUCCAAAGACCGCCUGGGAGGGCGGUUCACUUUGCUUUGUGCACUGAACUAAGAACAUGUCAUCCUACCUAAGUAGUCUACAAAGUGCAAUGUCUGAUAAUAACACACCUUAGUUUUGGUUACACCCUACUAUGACCCACUACAAAGCUUGCAAAAUAGAUGGGACUCAUGGCUCAAAGUUUUAACAGUCAUGCUGAGGAAGAGGUCCUUCUCUUAUUCAGAGGGAGAAAAAAUCUGUCUGUCAAAAAAAUAAAGUAACAAAAAUUUGGUAUGUAGAAAGAAUUUGAUUUAAAAACAGGGUACAUGAGUAAAGUUCAGUGAAAACAAUUAGCUUCAUGUGGGGAUCUGAAAAAAAUAUAGUUACAAAGAAUAGUUUAGUAGUUUGCAUAUUUCAUUUCAUGCCGUCAGCUAAAUAAGAUUAAUAUCACUCACAUCUAGACGGUAAAUACUUUGCCCUGGCCGUGAGAUAGUAAGCGUAGCACAAAGACUGGAAACAGCGAGCAUGGUUCAGUCGUACAGAUCGCUAAAUCUGCACAUUUAAAGCGACACAAUCAACAAAUUACAUCUUGAUUGUUUAAUCAGAGCAAAAGGUCAAAUGUAACUCCAGAUGUUGCAGCUUUACUUUAGAGGUUGUCGUGUGUUGCAUGCUUGAUUGUUUUGUCCCUGCUCAAAUGAAUUCAAACUGUUAUGAUUGGUUAAUAAUACUGGGCUGGGAUUGGCUAAGAAAAACAAAUGGGUCAACACAAGAAUCUGAGCAAGGAAAUGAUCGAGUAUUUCCUUUGUAUUGACUUAUUUUAACCUGACUCCAGUACAUGGUCCAUGUUAUGAAACGUUUGGUUAGGGUUGGUAUGAAAACCAUUUGUCAAGUUUACACACAAAAAAAAAAAAGUCACUUUUUACGUGGGAUCUGAUCUGCGGUCUCUUGGGUGAAAUAGAGAAAGGCGUUCUGAAGUCUGAAAUAAAAACUUUAAGGCAACGUGUCAUCUCAGCACAGUAGAGGAAUGAGGGGGAACCCUCACACUAUUUCUUGGCUGAGCAAAGUGCCUUUGCUGAGUCUCCUCAGAAGUGACAACAGAAGUACUCUCAGCAAGAAUGUAAAAAAUUAUUUCCCAUUAUUAAGAGGCUAUUCUGUUGAAAGUCAUUUUCAGACCCGCCCCCAAUUUUUUUAACAACUAGAAUCCCGCCUACUUCACCUGUAUAUCCUCCCAAAACUUCCAUUCUGAUAUUUAAUUAAGCUAUCAAGGACAAUUUAUCCCCCCCCCCCUUCCCAUGUAAAUAAAAACAAGUGAUUUGGUACACUUAUUACUGUGUACCAAACAGUGUUUUAAAAAUCCAGACUAAAGAUGGACACCAAAAGGGGGGUCUGACCCUGUUGUCAAACAUGUGGGCGAUUCUGGGCCAACCACAAAGAAUUUAAUCCAGAUUCAAAUCCUCUUUAUUCAUUUUGCUAACUUCACUCUCAGUUUUAAGUACAUCUAAUAUCAUAUACAGUAUAUUCAUGCAAACAGGGAGCAUCCCAGGGUGCUCAUACGGUCCGCCAACCCCCCACCACCAGAAUCAGCUUCUGUCCUGCGACCUGUUUAUUGUUGUUUUUUUUUUUGUUGCCUUUUAACGAGAGUUUGCUAUGAUGUAUCAUAGAGUUGAUAAUGAUAUUUGCACUUGAAUUGUUAUUGCUCAUGUAAAGAAAAAUGUCUGGAUUUUUGUAUUGUCUUUUUAAAUGAAUGGAAUUGUUUUUUUUUUUUUCUUAUUUUUCUUGUAGCUUGUUUGUUUCAUGAAAUGCUCACUCACCGUUUAGUCUAUAGAGAUGAUACACAUAACAUUAUUGCCUGUAAGAAAAAGAAAACUGUGUACAGAGGUGAAUGAAACAAGUGUGAACUUGUUACUGCCCAAAAACACUUUAUCGAAAUAAACAUACUGUGCUUCAGCUCCA
Labrus bergylta (ballan wrasse) is the source of this 6597-nucleotide messenger RNA. RefSeq names its product signal peptide, CUB domain, EGF-like 3 (gene scube3). The record is from RefSeq and is a predicted model, not a curated record. Lineage: Eukaryota; Metazoa; Chordata; Actinopteri; Labriformes; Labridae. Gene Ontology annotation, cellular component: cell surface. Gene Ontology annotation, molecular function: calcium ion binding. Gene Ontology annotation, biological process: signal transduction.